AUGAAGCUUCUUCAAAUCUAUCUCAGCUGGAUCUACCAGAUACAAGGUAAUAUCGUGCUCCGGAUCACCGUCCAUCUUGUCGUCGGUGGCUCUCUUGGACAGCUGCAUCGUCUUGAUGCCUUCUCGCAGGCUGCUCAAAUGCACACUGCCGGCGUUCCCAACGACAUGAUGUACAAUGCCAACCCCAUCAUCACCAUCAUUUUCAUCCCCAUCGUCGACCGUUUCCUCUUCUCCUGGCUGCGGCGUUCCGGCUUCGCCUUCACGGCCGUCACGCGCCUUGUGUGCGGUUUCGCGCUCGAGGCUCUCGCCAUGACCAUGGCUGCCAUCGUGCAGUAA
This is a messenger RNA of Monascus purpureus, 336 nucleotides long. NCBI's taxonomy places the organism in Eukaryota, Fungi, Ascomycota, Eurotiomycetes, Eurotiales, Aspergillaceae. The record is from the annotation of a GenBank genome assembly.